This is a messenger RNA of Mya arenaria, 2627 nucleotides long. RefSeq names its product adhesion G-protein coupled receptor D1-like. Lineage: Eukaryota; Metazoa; Mollusca; Bivalvia; Myida; Myidae. The record is from RefSeq and is a predicted model, not a curated record. Gene Ontology annotation, cellular component: membrane. The transcript has 7 exons. The annotation marks the transcript as partial. Gene Ontology annotation, molecular function: G protein-coupled receptor activity. Gene Ontology annotation, biological process: adenylate cyclase-activating G protein-coupled receptor signaling pathway; cell surface receptor signaling pathway.
UUUUUAGGAAUUCCAUUGGUCGUUGUGAUCAUUUCUGCUGCAUCAUCUAAACUGAAAGGUUAUGGUAAUGACCAAUUCUGUUGGCUAAGCGUUGAUUCAGGACUUUUCUGGGCUUUUGCUGGACCGGCAUUGACAAUCAUAUUUACGAACUCCGUUAUCACAGUCGCUGUCAUCAAAAGGUCGUUUGGGACCUCUGCAAUGUCAAAACGAGGAGAUGCUGACAAGAUCAAGACCGGGAUACGUAGCGUGUGUGUCUUGUUGCCAGUGUUUGGAAUCACGUGGAUGUUCGGAGUGUUUGCCGUCAACAGGGAUACUGUCGUUUUCCAGUACCUCUUUGUCAUCUUCAACAGUCUACAGGGAGUCCUUAUAUUCGUUGUUCAGUGCGUUCUGGAUAGAAAAGUGCAGGCGGCAUUCAAAGCCAGGCGAGCCAGGUGGUUUGCAACCGAGGUGUCGAUCACUGCUACCGAAAUGAAAACAAAAUCCUCGGCUGUAACAAAAUCAAGCGUGAUGCCAACCGAAUCAACUGCAUAACUGACGAAUGUACAAUCUUCAUGUACAUAUAUGUACAUACAAAUCGUCGAAUCUGAAGAGGCUAUAGUAGACAUUUUACAUUAGUUGAUCAGAAGUGUAUAUAUUCGAUCCCUCUGGGUUAAGAAACCUCACAUAUUUGUGAGCCGUAUUAGACUAACCUUUUAGAAUCAACUACAUCUUCUUAAACCAUUAAAGGUUAACAAAUGUGAAAACAAAUUCAUAGCGUGUUCCUAAUUAUUUUAUGAUUAAAUGUAGUAAGAUGCAACCUUGCAAGUCAUUAAUACACAUAUGUAUGAGUACAUUCUUAUUUUAUAAACGAUAAUAAUACAAUUAUCGAUAAUGGAAUCCAAUGACCGGUAAUUACUUUGAAUUUUCAAUUACUUUUAAUUAUUUUAAUAAACAAAUAUUUUUGCAUGCGUACUUAUGUGUAGUUAUUGUCCUAUGAAAAGGCUUACUAGUAUGUUAAAUGUAAUUUGGAUAACUUUUUCCUUGAACGCCAAGUCAGAGUCUAGUAAAUACCUUUUUUGGCAGGAUACGUAGAGGGCUUUUGUUAAUUUCAAUGCAAGAUCAUAUUUUAUUUCACGAGUGUAUAUAGAAAAGUGUUAUAUGCCGACGCAUCUGCCUAAUUAUUGCGGUCAUGGUGAGUGCAAAACAUCUGUGGAUUUAACAUAUCUUUCUAGCAGUGUGUGUAUAACACGUGGUAAAUUACGUCAUAUAUGCUACGUCGGAAGGCAACAUUUUCCAUCCGACGUUGCAUUUAUGACGCAAUUUAUCACGAGUUUAGUGAUUUAAUCAUCGUCAUUGUCGCAGCAGCGUUUGUAGACUGGCCGUUUGCAAACAACGGUUUUAAAGAUCGAACAAUAAGGAGAACCUUGUUUACCACGCUUCGUUAAUGACAAUAUGUCGAUAAUAUGUCAACCAGUUUUUGCUUAUUGCCUGUGUGUUCCUUAAGCGGACAGUUUGAAGAUUAAAAACGGCUAAAAUCGUAAAACCAACUGUACGAAUGUAUGUUUUUGCGUUUGCUGUGAAUUUGUUUUCGGUCCAAACAGGAGCAAGUGUGCGACACGUUCCUUACUUAUGUGUUUCUUAAAGUUUUUUUUAAUGUUAUCUUAAAUCAUUAUUUGGAUAUAAAUUAUGUUGCUACAGAAGUGAGAUCAUUUAUGUUGCCCAAGAAAAUUAACGACAUCCCAGCGUUAAUGCUUCUAUAAAACUGAUAUAAUUCAAACUAGUGAUACACAUCUUGUAUUGAACAUUUAUUAACAUUAUCAUUGUUAAAUUAGAAAUAAAGUGGUAAAAUAAAACGAUAAUGGCGAAACACGUAGAUAGUGAAGAGUUCAUACGGAAUGCUCAGCUCUAUUUUUAGAAUGUAAAUGCUACGUAAACUGAUUGCACUUGGGCCACAUCCAUCUAAAAAUAAAUCAUUUCGAUCAUCGACAGAAAUUGAAAAGAAAUCAUUUCUAAACUUGUUGUAUGUGUGAACAUUUGCCGGUUUAUGUUUUGUAUUUUGCGAGAUUUCCUUCAUACCGUCGAAUAGGUGUCUUUUAUAUUUAUUUAAACGAAGCUUGCUGCCUUUAAUUGGUUAUUUAGUGUUUCAUUUUAUUUAAUUGAAUGUUUUAUAUAAAUGUAUUAAUCAUGUUUUCGUUUUCCUUUUCAUAUUUGAAGAUAUACGCUGCUUUUUUAUCAUUUUUGUUAUAUCGCCUGAAUGUACAUGUAGUAAAACACAUCAAAAAUGUUCUCGUAUAAAAGUGAAUUAGUCUAGCAUGUAAAUUCGCAUAUAUGUUUUCAAAUUAUGUUAAAAUUGUUGCUUAUCUUAUAUAUAAACUAUAUUUGGUUAUAUUUGUGUGUGUUUAUACAAUGCAUGAUUAUCUUUUAUGUUCUAUAACAUAUUCUCUUUCUUAUUCAGUAAUAAAUAUUAAAGUCCAUUUACGAAUAAUUUUCAAUUUGCAUGUUGCGUUUUAAAUUAGGCGUUCGUGUUCUUUUUCACUGGUAUCUGGGUCUUCUACCUCAGCCGGUAUCCAUUGGCCUACUACAUGUAUAUACUUCAGCUUCCGCAGAUGUCGCGUAUUAUCCCGUAUACGAUAUUAUUUUGACCAAUC